Molecule: messenger RNA, 2659 nt
Organism: Polyodon spathula (Mississippi paddlefish)
Lineage: Eukaryota; Metazoa; Chordata; Actinopteri; Acipenseriformes; Polyodontidae
Product: beta-1,3-galactosyl-O-glycosyl-glycoprotein beta-1,6-N-acetylglucosaminyltransferase-like
Exons: 1
Coding region: 553-1848 (431 amino acids)
Cellular component (GO): membrane
Molecular function (GO): beta-1,3-galactosyl-O-glycosyl-glycoprotein beta-1,6-N-acetylglucosaminyltransferase activity
Source: RefSeq, a predicted model, not a curated record
AUUUUGUAAAGUUCUUGGCAGGCUAGUUGAUGUGUUAAAAUUCGGAAUAGUGUACUAAACAUUACAAAAAACAUAUUAACAUAUUAUUGAGCCGAGCAUUUACAUCCAAAUGUAUUUUUUAUUUUGGAGAAACACACAGUGACAAACAAAUGUAAAAUUAAGUCAGAAAGUUAGACUUCUGCAAUACAUUUUCUUAAAUUGAGAUAAAGAAUGCAAAGAAUUACCCAAAAACUAGGUUUUUAUGCACAGCACAGAGACUAGGACUAGAGGAAACAAUAUUUGAAGACAGAUUUUGACAUUUUUUUCACAGGGUGGUGAGUGUUGCUAUUGCAGAGUCAUUGGGAUUCUUUUAAACUGAAUAGACACACUUUUAACUCAAUCAGCUAAUAGAAACUGGACGAGCCUCCUGUCGUUCUUAAACUUAUGUUUUAUGUAUGUAUUAAAUGUAUGUAUGUACAUAUACAUUUAGCAUGAUUGUGUGCAGCUCUAAGAUAUGAUAUCUAAGAUAUUUUCUUCAGAUUUUCUUGGCUUUAAAAACAUAUUCAUUGCAACAUGUUGAUGGGAAGGUUAACCAUGCAAAGGACAAUUCGGAUAAUGGUUUUGGUUGCUUUCAUUAUUUUAGUCUUCUACUGGAUUAAUAGUCACAUAAAAGAAAAUAUUGAACAGUACAACAUGCUAAAGUACAUGGAUGAAAGAAAAAUCAACUGUACAAGAAUUAUUGAAGGUAAUGCUGAUGAGAUUGAGCAGGCUAAGCUUCAGGUGAUCACAGUUAAUUAUAAAAACAAACACAGACCAAAAAAUGAUCAAUACUAUAUUGAUCUUACCAGAAACUGCGGGGACUUCACAAAGGUCUGCAAGUACUUAACAUUUCCUCUCAGUGAAGAAGAAAAAGAAUUUCCUAUUGCAUAUUCAUUGGUUGUUCACCACAAAAUUGAUACAUUUGAAAGGCUUUUACGGUCCAUAUACACACCUCAGAAUUUUUACUGUGUCCAUGUUGACAAAAAAUCCCCAGAGUCCUUCUUGGCUGCUGUGAGAGGAAUUGCAGCUUGCUUUGAGAAUGUUUUUGUUGCCAGUCAGCAGGAAAGUGUUGUUUAUGCAAGCUGGAGCAGGGUACAGGCAGAUAUCAACUGCAUGAAAGACCUUCAGAGAAGGAGCUCGACAUGGAAGUACUUUAUCAACCUCUGUGGCCUGGAUUUCCCGCUAAAAACCAACCUGGAGAUAGUUAAAAUACUGAAGGGGCUGAAUGGGAGAAACAGCCUGGAAACUGAAACAAUGCCACCUCAUAAAGAGACAAGAUGGAAGAAACAUUAUGAAGUUGCUGAUGGCACAAUAAAAAAAACAAGCAUUGACAAGGCUCCUCCGCCCAUUGAAACUCCAGUGUUUGCAGGUGGGGCCUACAUAGUGGUGAGCAGGAGCUUCAUUGAAUACAUAUUGGAAGACCAGAAAAUACUUAAAUUCAUGGACUGGGCUAAUGACACCUAUAGUCCUGAUGAGUUCUUAUGGGCAACGCUGCAAAGAACUCCCGGUGUCCCUGGCUCUAUUCCAGUCAAUUCAAAGUAUGAUGUCACUGACAUGAACUCUGUGUCAAGGUUUGUUAAAUGGAGCUAUCAUGAAGGAAGCAUGUCCAAAGGAGCCAUGUACCCCCCAUGCGCUGGCGUGCAUGUAAGAUCAGUAUGUGUGUAUGGAGCAGGGGAUUUGAACCAUAUGCUGCAACAACAUCAUUUAUUUGCUAAUAAAUUUGAUACAGACGUGGACCCAAUUGCCAUUCAAUGCUUGGAAAAACAUUUAAGACAUACAGCGAUUGUUGAAGCUACUAUUAAUAUUAUUGCAGGUGCAAAAAAUAAUUAAAAACACCCUUUUGUUCUGUACACUGAUAUCCGUCUAUUAAGUUAACUUUUCGAUCCUCUAAUUGAAUACAAAAAAUACAAAAUUUUCAAUAUUAUUAUGUUAAAUAGUCUCAUUACUGUAGUCACCAUUUAGACUACAGCAAAGGGAUUUUCAUCAUAGUCCAUAGCAACACUCCAAAGACUGAUUAUUAGACAUGUUCUCUCUCACUCUUACCUGUUCACAGCAGAGGCAACACCUGUACUCUUUUUUUUCACUGAUAAAUAAACUUGAACUUGUUUUGUUUUGUAUUUUUGCUGUUGCAUUACAUGCCAGAAGUGGCUGGAUUUCAGUUUAAUGGUCUCUUAUUAUUAUUAUUAUUUAUUAUUAUUAUUAUUAUUAUUAUGAAGUUUCUUUGGAGGUUUCAUUUUACAAGCCCAAGCUGAAUUGUUGUAAUGUUGUGUCUUUCUUCUAAUGUAAUGGCUGAAUUUUCAUAUUCAUUAUUAGUGGUUGAUGUUUGACAAUAAUUCAACAGAAUUUACUGUCACAGAGCCACCACAGCUGGUAAGGCCAUUCCUGUGGCUGACCUAAACUUCAGCGAGUGGUGCAAACACAGCUGUUCAUUUAUCUGGACUGGACUGUUGCACUGCAACAAAGCCUAGUAUUGAUACACACAAGCACCUAUCGAUGCCUUGACCAGACUGCACCCAACUACCUCCACACCCUCAUCUCUCCCUAUACCCCCACCUGACCUCUUCGCUCCACCUGCACUAGAAGACUAGCUGUACCUCCUUUAUGCUCCCCUGCCUCCAGAGCCCGCUCCUUCUCCACCCUC